Messenger RNA from Alligator mississippiensis (American alligator), 5591 nucleotides. Its product is annotated as cytochrome P450 2K6-like. The record is from RefSeq and is a predicted model, not a curated record. Gene Ontology annotation, cellular component: intracellular membrane-bounded organelle; cytoplasm. Gene Ontology annotation, biological process: xenobiotic metabolic process. Bases 176 to 1669 code for a protein of 497 amino acids. Gene Ontology annotation, molecular function: oxidoreductase activity, acting on paired donors, with incorporation or reduction of molecular oxygen, reduced flavin or flavoprotein as one donor, and incorporation of one atom of oxygen; iron ion binding; heme binding. The transcript has 9 exons. Lineage: Eukaryota; Metazoa; Chordata; Crocodylia; Alligatoridae.
UUUUGCAGGCACAGGAGAGUUUGAGUCCUUUAUUACAUACAGUGUUUAUGUAGUGGUUAGUGAGUUUCUGCAUUCGGUUUUCCAGCAAAGGCCAUUUACACACACACUCUCUCUCUCUCUCUCUCUUUUUAGUUUUGGAUUUUAACCUCUCUAGCCAACUGUUUGUUAAAGAGAAAUGGAUUGGACUGAUCCCACUGGGGUAUGCCUGGCAUUGGUCAUGACUCUUCUGUUUAUCAUGAAAAUUGGGAGGUUCUGGAGCAGCAGCAGUAGCAGCAAGGACAUCCCUCCAGGACCAAGGCCCUUACCCAUCAUUGGAAACCUGCACAUUAUAGACCUGAAGAGACCCUACCGGACUCUCCUUGAGCUGUCAAAAACUUAUGGGCCAGUUGUCAACAUUCAUAUGGGAAUCAAGAAGAUGGUGGUGCUCUCAGGUUACGAGACAGUGAAGGAAGCUCUGGUGAACCAGGCAGAUGCAUUUGCAGAGAGACCUAAAAUCCCAGUAUUUGAAGAUUUUUCCAAAGGAAAAGGUAUUAUUUUUUCACAUGGCCAAAACUGGAAGGUGAUGCGAAGAUUUGCCCUCUCAACCUUACGGGACUUAGGAAUGGGCAGGAGAGUUACUGAGGAUUACAUUGUUGAAGAGUGUGGAUAUCUGAUAGAAAAGUUUGAAUCUCAGAAAGGAAAGCCCUUUGACCCCAUUAUGAUAAUGAAUGGAGCAGUGGGUAAUAUCAUCGUAUCCAUAGUACUUGGAGAGAGAUUUGGCUAUGAAGAUCCCCAAUUCGUUAAACUCCUACAUUUGAUCAAUGAAAAUGUGCGGGUUUGUGGAAGUCCAUCAGUUAUGAUUUAUAAUCUAUUCCCAGCCCUUGGAUUUCUCCUGAAGGGCCACAAGGUUGUUCUUCAAAACAGAGAUGAACUACAUGCGUUUUCACAAGUUACCUUUAUAGAACAUCUCAGAAAACUGGACAGAAAUGACCAGCGCAGUCUUAUUGAUGCUUUCCUCAUAAGACAGCAGGAGGAAGAAAAUGACACAAAUAGUUAUUUCCAAGAUGGCAAUCUGAAAGCCCUCAUAACCAACUUGUUUACUGCUGGCUUGGAGACCACUUCCACCACGCUGCGCUGGGGCUUUCUGCUAAUGAUGAAGUACCCCGAAAUUCAGCAAAAAGUCCAGGAGGAGAUCGAGAGAGUCCUAGGAUCAAACCCUCCACGUAUAGAACAUCGUAGUAAGAUGCCCUACACAGAUGCAGUUGUUCAUGAAAUUCAGAGGUUUUCUAACAUCCUGCCAAUGGACUUGCCUCAUGAGACUACAAUGGAUGUAACUUUAAAGGGCUACUUUAUCCCAAAGGGAACUUACAUCAUCCCCCUGCUGGCCUCUGUGUUGCAAGACAAAUCUCAGUGGGAGAAGCCAGAUGCUUUCUAUCCUGAGCAUUUUCUUGAUGCUGAAGGAAAGUUUGUGAAGAAGGAGGCCUUCAUGCCUUUUUCAGCAGGCCGGAGGAUGUGUGCAGGUGAGACUCUUGCCAAAAUGGAGCUCUUCCUCUUCUUCGCAAGCCUCCUGCAGAGGUUCACGUUCCAGCCUGCCCCUGGCGUUUCCCGCUUAGACCUGGACCUCACCCCUGCAGUCGGGUUUACCACACCCCCAAUGCCCCAUGAGAUCUGUGCAGUGCCCCGGUCCUAGGGUUCGCAAAUCCCCUUUCUUCCCAUGUGUGUUCUGUGCUGCAGCUCUGAGGAUACAGUGAGAUUCAGUCUCUGCACCUUUGGAGGCUGUUGUGCUCUCCGUGGAUGAUAUCCAGCUUGGCAGCAAGGUCCUAGGAGGAGUAAGGAUGGUAGAAGAAGAAGGCAGGGGGGGAUUGCAGCACCAUGUAGUCUCUGCUGCUGUUGAUUUUACCGAUCCCACACGGAAAGCAGGAUUUUUUGCUUUCUCUACCUUGUGAUGUUAAAAAUAGGUUAAGCAACAUGUAUGCAAAACACCCCCUUUCUUUUAUGAAUAGGGAUCUACUGAAAUUGCAAUUGUGCAAUUUCUGUGGAAACCGUGAAUUCAGGCAGGUUCUGUGAAAAAGUGCAGGCUCUGUGCUUCUGGUGGGCUUGCUUGAAAAAAAAACAAACACCCAACAACUUACUGGCAAGCAGAAAAGCCCUGCAGUCUUGGGGCAUGGGGGUUGGGGGAGGAGGGAGGGUGGGGAGAGUUGUGGGGCGGGGAUGAUUACGGCUGGAAAUGUGGAGGCAGGGCAGGGCAGGGCAUGGGUGGAGCUGGCUGCAUGGUGUGGCAGUGCCACAAGUUCCUAACAGCCAGACUGGGUUGGUGGUGGCAUGGAGUGGGGUGCAGGACAGCAGCAGCUCAUUUUCAGCCAGGCCAGGGUAGGCAGCAGGUGGGAGCUGCUACAUCCCUCUGCAUCAGAGCAGGAUCGGUGGGGUAGGGGGACAAAGCACUGGCAGCCCAACUUCUAUUUUGCUCCUGGCUGACAUCACCCAGGGGUGCAGCAGCAGGCAGAGCACACGGCAACUAGCGGGGUGCAGCAGGAGUUACCCCUGCUGCCAGGGCCCCCAACCUGUGCUGAGUACAAUGUCCAGGUCUGGCAGGCUCCAGCAGUUUCAAAAACAAGGAAAAAAACAUAAUACGCACAAAUUCUGGAUGCCUUAAAUACAUAGGUAUUAUGUGCCAAUUGCUACAGCCAUGUUUAGGAUCAAAUUCAUUGUUUUCAAAUUUGCUCCUCACUUCCAUGUAUUCAGAGAGCAUGUCUACACAUGCAAUUAAUGUGACUGAAUAUAGUGAGCUGGCCAGCCAGACCCAGACAGGGACUGCACAGCCACCUGGGCUGUGGUAUGGACACCACAGCAGAGCUGCCUGCACUUCUGGGCCAGUUGCUAAUAGGCCAUAACUGCACAGUUGGCCUUCAUGCAGCACUGCUGUCAUGUCUUCUGGUGCUUCUGCUCUGCCCUCUGGGCAGCUAUCAUCAAGAAGAUAUCCUUGAGCUGCCCCUGCCCCCUUUGCUCACCAGGAUGUGGGGCACUGAGUAGCACUGGGAUGCCAGGGCCGUGCCCCUACCCAUGCCCUUGCCCCUCACUCCUGACCCACCGUCUCUGCCUACUCUCACUAGCUCCCUUCUGGCCACAGCUCUGUCCCAGCACCAGGACAUGAGUCCAGCUGUGGCUGUCCCACCAGCUGCUUUGUGGAGCUCAGAAGUGCCAGCCUUUACUGUUCUCCUUUCUGCACCUGUACCCAGGCCCCAACAAUCCCCAUGACAUCCUAGGGAGCCCACAACUGGGGCUCAGAGACUGGGCUGAGCAGGCCCCUUCCCUUCCAGGCCAGCCUUCCUUUGCAUAGGCUGCUUUAGGGGAGCAGAGGCUCUAAGCCUGGCUCUGGAGGCCUCACUUACCCAGAGUGCUCCUCCAUCCCUGACCCCUAUCUCACUCUAUCUCACACAUACACACCCCUGCUGCCACCUCCACCACACCUUGCCCAGCCCAUCACACUCCCCAAGUGGUUCCUGAGACCAGGAGCCCCCCCAGGCUGGGGCUGCAUAUCCCAGCACUAGUAUGCACACAGGACAGGGCUGCAGUGUGACAGUUGGCUCUGCAGCUGUGGCUCCUGCCAGCAGUUCCCACCCUGUCUGGCAGCUGGGCACACAGAGUAUGAGAUUUAUGGGAGAGAUGUGGGGUUGUGGGGUGGGGGGAAGGGUAUGGGGAGGUUUGUGGCUAAGUGUAGGGUCUGUGGGGGUGAGGCUUGUGGGCAUGGGGCUUGUGCAGAGGUUUGGGGGGUGUGGGGUUUGUGGGUGGAUUGUACGGGGGUUUGUGGGUGUGGGGUUUCUGGGUAGGUAUGUGAGUGGGAGGGUUGUGGGGGUAGUUUGGGAUGGUGGGGUUUGUGGGUGAAUCGAGGGAGGGUUUGUGGCUGUGGGAGGACUGUGUGGGGGUAGGGGGACUGUGGGGGUGGGAGACUGCUUGGGAGUGGUGGGUCCCCUGCCUAACCCCCUGCACAGUGUACAGCCCCUGCCCCCCACUGCAGCAGCAGCAGCGUCCUGUGGGGGUGGUGGGGUGGGGGGAUUUUGGUUGGAGGGGACUGUGGAUAUGGGGGGACUGCUUGGGAGGGGUGGGUCCCCUGCCUGCCCCCCUGCACAGUGCACAGACUCCCCCCACAGCAGCAGCAGCAAUGUCCAUCAGGGCGGUUAUGACCCGUUCUUGGCAGAGACCCCUGGCAGCGUGCGGUGCCACCUGAGACUGGCAGCUGCACAUGCCACACAGCACUGGCCUGGCUGGUAGCGUGCACCCUUGGACAGAACCACGUUGCUCUCACCAUCACUCAUGGCUACUGGCACCCCACACAGAAGCUGUGUACUAUUGGGCUGGACCGGCUCCAUGGAGGCAGGAACUGGCUUGGCCUGAUAGUGCACGGCCCCUGUUUGCAGUGCCAGGAGCUGCAGGUGAGAGCAAGAGCCAGCCUGGUUUUGCUUGAGGGCACAUGCCAGCAGCCAGGCUGCUGCCAAGUGUAGCCACCAGUCUGAGGUGAUGCUGUGCUGCCAGGGGUCUUUGCCAAUGAUAGGUUAUGAGAGCUCUGAUAAGCACUGCUGCUGCUGCUCCUGUGGGGGGGGGGGGGUGUCUGUGCACUGUGCAUGUGGCAGGCAUAGGGAUGCUCUGGCUGGGUGCCAGAGUAUCUCCUUGGAGGACCUAGCCUCUGGCUGCCUAUGGGCAUGCUCCAACAGAGUGUCCUGCUUUGCUUUUUUUCUGGUAGUUUUUUUUUUUUUUUUUUUAAUACUGGGAUUACCAGCAUUGCCACAGGUGCUGGCCCCAGCUGUAUAAAAAGCUUCCCUGGUGAGCAGAUCAGGGCUACUUGCCGUCAGGAGCUUCUGAGGCCCAGCCAGUUGAUAUAUGUGGACACUAGCUCCCUGUGUCAGCUGGACUGCUGCAGCAGCCCUGACCUAGAGUGGCCUUUGCAUCCUCUACCCACUACAGCAGUCUGGCAGUGGGGGCUGCUCCCUAGCUGUAACCUGAUGCCACCUGUGACAGCAUCCAACCACUUGGACCUGCAUCCCCAUGUCUGCACACCUGUCAAACCUGGACAGGGACCACACGGCCACUUGGACUCUGGUAUGGGCACUGCAGCAGAGCUACCUGCACCUCUGGGCUAGCUGCCAGUGGGCCAUGGCUGCACAGUUGGCUUUCAUGCAGCCCCUGCCCUGCUGUCUGGGCAGCUAUCACCUGAAAGAUAUACUCAUUGUGCUGGCCUGCUUUGAACUGUCAAAGCAUAUCCUCCUGGCCCCCAGUAGCCAGAAGGUCCACCGUCUCAUCUGCCCUCCAGCUGGGUCCUGAAUGCCAGCUCUGGGCAGGCUCCUCUGCCUGGGUCCUGCCACUUGCCUCACUAGUGGGAAUCCUGGUGUUCCCUGUUUAAAAAUGGCAAAUUCUUUGAUAAAAAAUCCCAGAUUCAUAAAUUAAAAUACCCCCAAAUCUGUAUUCUUUCACAAUUAAAAUGAAGUGUCACUAUAUCUGUGUAUAGAGAGAUAGAGAUUGAUCAGUUGGGCAAUGUUUUAUUGAUAUGUUAACCAGUUAAACCAGUUUGGAAGCCUACCAGUGCCUCUAUCAUCACAAUAAAAUAAAUUAUAAAUAUC